This is a messenger RNA of Merops nubicus (carmine bee-eater), 1280 nucleotides long. RefSeq names its product erythrocyte membrane protein band 4.1 like 5 (gene EPB41L5). The annotation marks the transcript as partial. Gene Ontology annotation, cellular component: cytoskeleton. The transcript is spliced from 15 exons. Lineage: Eukaryota; Metazoa; Chordata; Aves; Coraciiformes; Meropidae. Gene Ontology annotation, molecular function: cytoskeletal protein binding. The record is from RefSeq and is a predicted model, not a curated record.
AUGCAGCUGGUGCCCACCCAGCACAAGGUUCUCACCCCCAGCCCUUGUAAGCCCGGCUUGCUUCACCAGUGCUGCUCUGUGCUGGCUGCUGCUAGCACUGAAAGUGGCCUUUACAUCAGCCAGAGAAAAGCCAAAGGCCAGCUCCUGUUUGAACAGAUCAUGUAUCACCUGGACCUUAUAGAAAGUGACUACUUUGGAUUAAGGUUCAUGGAUUCCGCACAAGUGGCGCAUUGGUUGGACAACACAAAAAGCAUAAAAAAGCAAGUUAAAAUUGGCCCACCAUAUUGUCUGCAUUUUCGUGUGAAGUUUUACUCCUCGGAGCCCAACAAUCUGCGUGAAGAGCUAACAAGGUAUUUAUUUGUUCUGCAGCUGAAGCUGGAUAUUCUUAGUGGAAAAUUGGAAUGUCCUUUUGACACAGCCGUCCAGUUGGCAGCUUAUAACAUGCAAGCUGAACUUGGAGACUAUGAGCCGGCUGAACAUGUCCCUGAACUGGUGUCUGAGUUCAGGUUUGUUCCCACUCAGACUGAAGAAAUGGAACUAGCCAUUUUUGAGAAGUGGAAGGAGUUCAGGGGGCAAACACCAGCACAGGCUGAAACUAACUACUUAAACAAAGCUAAGUGGCUGGAAAUGUAUGGUGUAGACAUGCACAUAGUUAAGGCAAGAGACGGCAAUGAUUACAGCCUGGGAUUAACACCUACAGGAGUUCUUGUCUUUGAAGGAGACACAAAGAUUGGUUUGUUUUUCUGGCCAAAGAUAACAAGGCUUGACUUCAAGAAAAACAAACUCACUCUUGUUGUUGUUGAAGAUGAUGAACAGGGAAAGGAGCAGGAGCACACUUUUGUCUUCAGGCUGGAUCAUCCCAAAGCCUGCAAGCACUUGUGGAAGUGUGCCGUGGAGCAUCACGCCUUCUUCCGGCUCCGAGGCCCCGUCCAGAAGAGCUCGAGCCGGUCGGGAUUCAUUCGCUUGGGAUCCCGCUUCCGGUACAGUGGGAAGACAGAAUAUCAAACCACCAAGACCAACAAAGCGAGGAGAUCAGCAUCCUUUGAAAGAAGGCCCAGUAAAAGAUAUUCGAGACGAACAUUGCAAAUGAAAGCACAUGCUACCAAACUUGAAGAAACAAGUACUGCAAACAGUGCUGUUGUCAACCAAACUAAUGGAUCACAGAGCUGGAAUGCGAAGCCAAACCUACCUGUCCUAACAGUGGUUCCUUCUGCCCCAGUCUUAGUGGAAAUAGAGAACCUCCCAAGGAGCCCAGGAGCCAGCCAGCAAGACAAGAAGUG